Prunus armeniaca (apricot) is the source of this 261-nucleotide messenger RNA. NCBI's taxonomy places the organism in Eukaryota, Viridiplantae, Streptophyta, Magnoliopsida, Rosales, Rosaceae. The record is from the annotation of a GenBank genome assembly.
AUGGGUGGUAUGCGUUCCUCAAACAGACUCAACAACAUUUGUGUGCGCAGGGCUUUGAUGUUGAGCAACUUUAGCGUCAUAUCAAUCAUGGUUUUGACAAUUUUGACUGUGUUUUUGGUGGUACUACCGCUGCUUUUGCCGCCACUGCCACCGCCGCCGUUGGUGCUUCUCUUUGUUCCUGUACUGAUCAUGGCCGUCCUCAUUUUACUGGCGUUUUCUCCAUUGUCUCAAUUUCCAGAUAUGGUUGUCACUCCUGUUUGA